AUAUUUUCACUUCUUUGAAACAGAGCCAACGUAUUAUAUAGAGAGAAAGAGAGAGAUAAAAUCGUUGAAAUUUUUUUUUGGGUUUCUGAUGUGUAUUUGUAUGAGGAAGAACGGGACAAGAGGAGAAAUCUAAUCAUAAGAGAGAAAAAGAGAAAGGAAAAAGAGGAUGAAUGAGCUUGAAACAACAGAUUCCUCUGCAUCUGAGUUUGUUGAAGUUGAUCCAACUGGCAGAUACGGCAGGUACAAUGAAAUCCUCGGCAAAGGAGCUUCCAAGACAGUAUAUAGAGCAUUUGAUGAGUACCAAGGGAUUGAAGUUGCUUGGAAUCAGGUUAAAUUGUAUGAUUUUCUGCAGAGCCCUGAAGAUCUCGAGAGGCUUUACUGUGAAAUUCACCUCCUCAAGACGUUGAAGCACAGAAACAUAAUGAAAUUUUACACAUCUUGGGUUGAUACAGCAAAUAGAAAUAUCAACUUUGUGACUGAAAUGUUCACUUCUGGCACCCUUAGACAGUAUAGGCAAAAGCACAAGAGAGUUAACAUUAGGGCAGUGAAGCAUUGGUGUAGACAGAUCCUGAGAGGGCUUCUCUAUCUUCAUAGCCAUGACCCACCUGUGAUCCAUAGAGAUCUUAAAUGUGAUAAUAUUUUUAUCAAUGGAAACCAAGGGGAAGUUAAGAUUGGGGAUCUUGGGUUGGCAGCAAUUCUCCGCAAGUCCCAUGCUGCUCAUUGUGUAGGGACGCCUGAGUUCAUGGCACCAGAAGUUUAUGAAGAGUCAUAUAAUGAAUUAGUUGACAUAUAUUCCUUUGGGAUGUGUGUAUUAGAGAUGGUCACGUUUGAAUAUCCUUAUAGCGAAUGUAGCCAUCCAGCACAAAUCUACAAGAAAGUUAUUUCAGGGAAGAAACCGGAUGCCUUGUAUAAAGUGAAGGAUCCAGAAGUACGACAAUUUGUUGAGAAAUGCCUGGCAACGGUGUCUCUAAGGCUCUCUGCUAGGGAGCUUCUAGAUGAUCCUUUUCUUCAGAUUGAUGAUUAUGAGUAUGAUUUGGGACCCGUGGACAGUGGAGCAUUUGAUGACUUGGGUCCUCUUACCCAUCAGCCAUUCUUUGAUCUCCACCAGAGUUUUAGUAACAUGAGUACUGAAUACUCAAAUGGCUUCGAAUAUGGAGACUGGUAUUCUCAUCCAGCUGAUAUUGAACCUAGUGGAAUUGAACUUUUCGAGUGCCAUGAUGAGGAAGCCUCUGAAGAUGUUGACAUAAGCAUCAGAGGCAAGAGGAAAGAUGACGGUGGCAUCUUUUUGAGACUAAGAAUUGCAGACAAAGAAGGCCAUAUUCGGAAUAUUUAUUUUCCAUUUGACAUAGGGACGGACACAGCAUUAAGUGUAGCAACUGAAAUGGUUGCAGAACUCGACAUUACUGAUCAGGAUGUUACCAGUAUUGCAGAUAUGAUAGAUGGGGAAAUUGCUUCCUUGGUACCUGAAUGGAAGCCGGGACCAGGAAUUGAAGAAACCAACCAUCAUUUAAAUAAUUUUUUUUGUCACAAUUGUGUGUCUAUUCAUACUUCGGGUGGCAAUGUUAUGGAAUUUCUUUCACAUAAUCAAUGUGGAAAGAACUCGCAACUUCCUCAAUGCUGUAGGCAUGGAUGUACUUCAAUGCAUGGGCGUUUUGAGGAGAUUACCUUCCCAUCCGAGUGUGACAAUCAUGUUAGAGGGGAUGCACCUAUCAAAUCAAGCCAAUCAGACUGCUUGCAGCGUCAGGAAUCAUGGAAUCAUCAUGAAAGUUGUGAACUGAGUCCAGUAGAGUCUGAUGAAAGUCAUUCUGGUGAGCAAUUUGAUAAACCAGUAUUAGCAGAAGACAAAGGAAAAAAAGGCAUUUGGGAAAACAAGUUCGCACAUGAUCCAGGAAAUCCCCCACGAAGUUUAUCAGGAAAUUAUUUCUCUGCUAUCCGUUUUUUGUGUUGUGGCCCUGAGAUUGAAUAUGAGAAAGAGGUUCGACAAGAAAUGAGAUGGAUCAAAGCAAAACACAAUAGGGAGUCAAGGGAACUUGGAGAUAAACGGUUUGGUAUAGCAACUGAAUCUUCACAUACUAGUAAUAGAGAGCACAAAACUGAACAAUGCAUUAUGCCACCACUGCCACAGACAGCAAACGGUGUGCACAAUGGGAUUCACUUGAAACCCUUAGGUAAUAUCUGGAAUUAUGAAUCCAGUUGCCGUUCUCAAGUCCAAAAGAACCACCCCAAUUUGGACACCCAAAGGGCCCAAAAUUGUGAGGUGAUGUGUUCUCACAAAGAAGGUAUGGUUACUGAGAAGAGUUUUUACACAGGCUCGCUUAGAGACACUCUACACAGGACAGUUUCCCUUCCUGUUGAUGCUGUGGAUGUUUAGUUUUAUGACACACUGGUUGCAUUCUUUUGUGCAUUAUGUACAUACUGUCCUAGAGGCUAUCUGAUUUCUACACCCCACCUUUUUUUCUUCUUGGAAUUUCAAUUUCCCCACAAAGAUACAAAAUCCUUUCCGUACAAAAGUAUCAAUAGUGUCAUAUACUUAGAAUAAACAGAUUUUUAUUUUUUGGUGAGGGGGCGGUGAUCAAUCAUGGUUCGUGAACGUGGCUUGUGUAAUAGUAGUACUUAGUUUAACAAUCGGUCAAAUCUAUGUGCAAUUUUGUCCAAGUCUUUUUUGGAAAACAAAUUGUAUUGGAAUUACUAGGAAGGAGAAAACGUGUCACGGUUGCAUGUAUGCUUUUUUUUCAAAAUAGAACUACAAUAAUUGAGUGUGCUGUGCCAA
Messenger RNA from Glycine soja, 2770 nucleotides. RefSeq names its product probable serine/threonine-protein kinase WNK9. Lineage: Eukaryota; Viridiplantae; Streptophyta; Magnoliopsida; Fabales; Fabaceae. The transcript has 7 exons. The record is from RefSeq and is a predicted model, not a curated record. Gene Ontology annotation, biological process: protein phosphorylation; intracellular signal transduction. Gene Ontology annotation, cellular component: cytoplasm. Bases 167 to 2371 code for a protein of 734 amino acids. Gene Ontology annotation, molecular function: ATP binding; protein serine/threonine kinase activity.